UCUCAGAUAGUUAGGAAUGAUUUUUCUCAGCGUGUGUUUGUAUAAAACUUAAUAUGAUCGUUUUUUAAGACUCACAGUUUACGUGAUUUGUGUGUUUAAAUGUGUAAAUUACAAACCAGCACGUAGCUAGGCACUAUGAUUGCUUUUUAGUCAGACGUUAGCAUUAGCUGUAUUAGCCAAUAGCUGUCUGAUUAAUAUAAAUAUAUAAAAUAAUCGCUGUUUGUGGAGAUAUUUGACAAAAUGUUUACAAAUGAAUCUCUCGAUGUUAUUGGCGUUGAAUCAUCGUGGAGAAAAUCCAGCCAACAGCAGAACGAUUCGAAAGCCUGCCAGACGAUGCCGGUUCAGACCGCCGAGACAGAAACUCAGGCCAGAACGGUUUCAUCCAGCGGCACCCAGACCGAUCCACCCGAGAUCCUCGGUGAUCAGCUCAUACUGGAUGAAGAUCUCCCCUCUCACCUCCUGCCCGGUCUGCUGGACUUCCUGCAGCGUGUGGAGGACACGGUCAUCAGGGAGCUGGUGAAGAACGUGAAGAGUCAUGCUUUUGAUGGAUAUGAUGUAAACUGGGCGGAUCAGAAUCAGACGGUUUCGUGUUUAUACAGCCUCCGGUACCCGGGUGCUCAGGUCAGAGGGCUGCAGGUCACCGGUGUGUCGUGGAACUGUACCGGCUCUGUAAUCGCCUGUGCAUACGGACGCGUUGAUGAUGGAGACUGGAGCUCGGAGAGAUCGUACGUGUGCACGUGGAAUCUGGACCGACGAAGUCUGAACCCCAAACAGCCUGACACGGUUAUAGACGUUCCGACAGCGGUCAUGUGUGUGUCCUUCCACCCCCUGCGUCCAUCCCUGAUUGCAGGAGGGCUGUACAGUGGGGAGGUUCUGGUGUGGGAUACCAGUCGUACUCAGGAUCCUGUACUGGCUCAAACUGGGAUGUGCCCAGAUACCCACAGAGAACCAGUAUAUGAGGUGAAGUGGGUACCCGGGUCUCGUCGUGGAGAUCACAUGGUGCUGAGCGCGUGUUCAGGAGGGAGGAUCCUGUGCUGGAGUGUGGAUGCGGUGGAGGGUAAACUCUCCCUAAAUAACGGUUACGCCCUCGUCAAACAUCAGCUCCCUCAGAACAGCUCGACCAACAAGGCUCGAGGAGGCACCAGUGUAGGCGUGACCUCUCUGGCGCUCUCACCGUGGGAUUCGGACGCCUUCCUGGUGGGUUCUGAGGGGGGUCUGGUCCUGAAAUGCUCCUUCAGCAGUCAGACAGUAGCUGCGCUGCCCCCUGAUGGCGAGAGUGUCACACUGCGCGCCCCGGCGCAGUUCUGUUUCUCACCGAGGGCCGGCCCGGUGCACUCGCUCCACUUCUCGCCCUUCCACAGGAACCUGUUUGUGAGCGCGGCUACGGACGGACUGGUUCACGUCCACAGCGUACUGCAGCCCGGGCCCCUGCUGGCCCUGAGGGUCUCAGACUCGUACGUGUUUGGAGUGAGAUGGUCACCUGUUCGGCCCCUGGUGUUCGCUGCCGUCACCGGGCAAGGUUUGGUGCAGGUAUUCGAUCUGGGUCGGAGGUCACUCAGAGCAGCAGCCACCAUCGAGCAGGAGACCGGGGCGCGGUCGGCGCUGUGCGUGGAGUUUAAUCAGCGGCAGCUCCUGGCGGUGGGCAACGCAGACGGUACCGUCAACAUCUGGCAGCUGAGCACCGAGUUAACGGAACAGCAGCCGAGAGAGAGCGGCGUGCUGGAGCAGCUGGCGGACCAGGUCGCCGAGUGAAGGGGGGAUUCGAUCAGUCAAACUCGGGAAGAACUUGAGUCACGUGACCCUGGAGUGUCAAAUUCAGUCAGUAAAAUGACUGAUUUCACAAGGAUUCAAAACGAUUCCACUACUGACACGUUCAACUAUAAAUACAAACUCACCAGAGAACAAGGAGAAAGUUUACGUAAAGUUUACGUUUGUUAAAUGUUGACCUGUGAAUUUGUGUGUUGAGGUCUGUUGAAUUUGUGAUGUUAUCGGACUACAAAUGAUUUAAAUAAAGCGUCACGCUGAGGAGGUGGAAGUCU
This is a messenger RNA of Trichomycterus rosablanca, 2039 nucleotides long. It is a transcript of the gene dync2i2, whose product is annotated as dynein 2 intermediate chain 2. Gene Ontology annotation, cellular component: ciliary plasm; cytoplasmic dynein complex. Gene Ontology annotation, molecular function: dynein heavy chain binding; dynein light chain binding. The transcript is spliced from 9 exons. NCBI's taxonomy places the organism in Eukaryota, Metazoa, Chordata, Actinopteri, Siluriformes, Trichomycteridae. Gene Ontology annotation, biological process: intraciliary transport. The record is from RefSeq and is a predicted model, not a curated record. The coding region runs from base 241 to 1752 and encodes 503 amino acids.